AUUCACCUUAGAUGUCGCAAUAAUAUGCUGAUUGUUGAUGAAUCGGCCAGAAGGGGACGAACUUGCAAAAAUUCCACCACGAAACUUUUUUGACAUUUGACGUUUUGUGUUUUCUAAGAUGGCGACGAAAAAAACGCGUCUUUUGUGAAUGUAAUCACAACAAAUUAAAAUUAACGCGAUUAAAUGUGAAAAAAAUUGCAUGAAAAUAGUGAAAAACCAUACUUAAAAAAGUGCUAAACACUUUGUGUGUGAAAUAGUGUGCGAAAAUUUAGUGAAAAUGGCCACAAAUAUGUAUCGGGUUGGAGAUUAUGUCUAUGUCGAGACAAGUUCCAAUAGCCCAUUUUUAAUACGUCGUAUAGAAGAGUUAAAUAAAAAUCAAUCCGGCAAUGUGGAAGCGAAAGUUAUGUGCUUUUAUAGAAGGCGCGAUCUACCGAAUCCACUGGUGCAACUGGCCGAUAAACAUCAGCUGGCGACCGCUGAAGAUUCCCCACUGGCUACGAAGCUGAAGAAAACAUGGCUUAGAACACCAGUAGGCGAAGAGCAAGCCGCACAAGCAGUAUUAGAUCCUUCGAUAGCUGCGUUAGAUGAGGGGCUCAAUAGUCCUAUACACCAUGGGCCCGGUGGUGGUGGUGGGGCAUCCUCGGAAAAAGGUGAAUCACUUACGGCCAAACAACGCUAUCAGAUCAAACAUCGUGAAUUGUUCUUGUCACGCCAAGUCGAGGCACUGCCUGCCACACAGAUACGUGGCAAAUGUUCGGUUACAUUACUGAACGAGACGGAGUCCCUGCAAAGCUAUCUCAGUAAAGACGAUACAUUCUUCUACUGCUUGGUUUUCGAUCCUAACCAGAAGACGCUACUCGCUGACAAAGGCGAAAUUCGUGUUGGUAGUCGCUAUCAGAGCGAAAUUCCAGCGAAACUAAAAGAUGUUGCGAGUGAUGAGCGUAAAUUAGAGGAUCUCGAAACAUUGGUGUGGACGCCACAGCAUAGCCUAAACGAUCGUAAAAUCGAUCAGUUUUUGGUGGUGUCGCGUUCGAUAGGGACAUUCGCACGCGCACUAGACUGUAGCAGUUCGGUGAAGCAGCCGUCAUUGCACAUGUCGGCCGCAGCAGCCAGUCGUGACAUAACACUGUUUCAUGCCAUGGAUACGCUGCAUAAGCACAAAUACUCUGUUGAAGAGGCAAUGUGUUCGUUAGUUCCUUCCACUGGGCCAGUACUCUGCCGCGACGAAAUUGAAGAUUGGAGUGCCUCCGAGGCGAAUUUAUUCGAAGAGGCUUUGGAUAAAUAUGGCAAAGAUUUUAAUGACAUUCGACAGGAUUUUCUUCCUUGGAAAACUCUUAAACAGAUAAUUGAAUACUAUUACAUGUGGAAGACAACCGAUCGUUAUGUGCAACAGAAACGCGUGAAGGCUGUAGAGGCGGAGCUGAAGCUAAAGCAAGUGUACGUUCCGCAAUAUAAUCAAGUGAAUAAGAGCGGCAGUGGCAGUGUCUCAAUAAAAGGAGGUGCCAAUAUAUAUAACGGUACAACAAAUGGUGGUGCGGAUCUUUCCAACAAUGGCAAACCAUGUGAAUCUUGCUCAACUGUUAAAUCCUCACAGUGGUAUCCAUGGACUAAUAGUGGUCACGGCGCCUGUCGUCUCUGUCAAAACUGUUGGGACUAUUGGAAAAAGUACGGUGGUUUGAGAAAUGCCGGUAAACACGAAGUGGAUCAUGAGCCCAAAAAGAAAGCGGCUCCAGUCGUCGUUGAAGUGAUUGAUACCGAGAAAGUGAGCGAUUUGUCCAAUCGCCAAAUGCACAAAUGCCCUAUGGUUAAUUGUGAUAAAGAAUUCAAAUUGAAAACUCAUUUAGCGCGUCACUUCGAUCAGGCGCACGGCAUCGCUCUUAUGUCGGGCUCACCACGCCCCAUUAUGAAAACUCGCACCGCCUUUUAUCUGCACACGAACGCAAUGACGCGUCUGGCACGCGUGCUUUGUCGAAAUUACAUAAAACCCAAGAAGGCCGCGCGUCAAACAUCAUUCGCGAUUAAUACGCAGCUGGUGAAGCAAGAAUUUACAAAUCGAAUAAAUGACAAAACCGCCGCCGAUAUAAAGAAAAUUUUACUGAUGAAGAGGAAAAAGCGCGAACGCGGCAGCGUUACGAAAAUUGCAAAUCGUUUGGGCUGCCCUGGCGUUGGACCGCAUGAAUGGUUAGUGUUGACACCAAAGGAUAAAAUACCAAAACCCGAUGUGGUCUCAUUUCCCAAACCGCCAAAGGCACCCGAUGGCAGUUUAUUGUACGAUCGCGUGCCCAACAAGGUUUUAGAACUCGACAAAGAUCUAACCAUUAUCCCAGCUCCAGCGCCGGCAGUUGCAACUCCAAUAGCUGUUGCAGUAUUACCUGCGGCAGUACCUGCAAUUUCGCCUGCGUCCGUGCCAGUAACAAAGGCGGCAACAAUCAAUGCGGGAUCACCAGCACCUAAAGCGGCCGCAGAGCGCUCAAGAGCUCAAGUCAAAGAUUUGCCGCCAGUUGCUGGUGCACCGAAUAGUGGCGGUGGUUCUGCAGCAGCGCGACGUACUGAUUGUUGGCGCAAGCGUGGUCGCGAUCGGAACGAGGAAGCUGCGGAUGGUAAUGAGUGGAUGCUCUAUCCUGUAUAUCCGCCAACUAAGCGUCCGAAUAAGGAUCCCAUGCCUUCGCAUCGUCCAAGCAAUGAGCAAUUUGCAGCUAUGAUGGCUGCGGCUGGUCAUACCUUAACGAGACAUCAUCUAAACGGCAAACCGAAACUAGCACAAAUGGGACGCACUGGUAAUGGGCGUAAGCAGGUUAUAAGUUGGGUAGACGCACCAGAUGAUUAUUAUUUUAGAGCCACUGAUGGCAGCAAAAAAUGGCGCAAAACACUUUCACCUGCCGAUCUUCGACGAGUUGCACGCAAACCUUGGCGAGAACUACCAAUCAAAGCACAACAAAUUGCCCAGAUGGCACAUGUUGUAACGACACCAGCUGUGACGGUGAGCAGACAAAUCGAACCGCAAGUUGUAAUACUCGACUGACCGUCGUCGGUGGCAGCAAUAAAAACAAGCACAACAACAACUGGUGUAGCAACAACAACCGAAGUAACAACUACUGAAACAGCCACAACCGUAACAACGUCAUUAAGCCGCAAUGAGAAAUUUCUGCAGCAGCAGCAGCAGCAUCA
Molecule: messenger RNA, 3168 nt
Organism: Zeugodacus cucurbitae (melon fly)
Lineage: Eukaryota; Metazoa; Arthropoda; Insecta; Diptera; Tephritidae
Gene: MTA1-like
Product: metastasis-associated protein MTA1
Exons: 13
Coding region: 278-3022 (914 amino acids)
Biological process (GO): negative regulation of transcription by RNA polymerase II
Cellular component (GO): nucleoplasm; NuRD complex
Molecular function (GO): transcription corepressor activity; sequence-specific DNA binding; chromatin binding
Source: RefSeq, a predicted model, not a curated record